AGGUCCUGCUUCUCCUUUAUUCCCUGAUAAAGUAAUGAAUAACCACCUGACUCUUCUGGUUCUGGCGCUGCAACCUGCGCAAGUAUUGUUACCUUGAUGUCCUGCUCUGUAAGUCGCAUCCUUUGUUGUGAUCAUGCAAAUACCAACGCUGAUAUCCGCCUUUCCAUCUUAGCUGAUGAAUGGUAAAACUAUAAGGGAUUUUUUUUCAACCAAAACAACAACCUCGCUUUCAUCUAUACUAUCAUACCGGUUUGCCCUUGUUUCAUGAUCAUCUUUUCUUCUGAUGCAUGUCUUCAGUCGGUGGUAAACAGCUGUAAACGCUAGCACGGGGGCUCCUUCCGGAGCACGACGACCACAAUGCCUUUCGUGACGGAAACGCUGAUUCCCUCGGGGGCCGUGCUGGAUGGACGGGUACCCCGGUUCCACUCGCUGCACACGCAGGACAUCGACUUCCAGGAGUUCGGUUCCCGCAUGAUCUACGCGUUGAGAAAGGGCAUGAGCGAGGAGGAGUUGAUGGAGAUGCUGAUGACGACGGACAACCUCCGCGCCGGGCCCUAUUCCUCCGAUUUCUACUCGAAACUGUACGAGAAGGAACUUCACCUCCAGGACAAGUUCGGCCGCACGCUGCUCCACUACGCCAUUCGGUACAACAUGAAGGUGCUCAGCUCCAAAAUUCUGGAACUGAACGCGCAGCACUACCUCGACCCGAUGAAGGCCGGGAAGCGCGGGAAGUUCGGCAUCGACUCGAUGGUGGCCGGCGGGUUUUUCCGGGAAGACGACCAGCUGGAGAACGAUUCCACGAAAGAAUCUGAAAAGCAACUGCUCAAGUUUCUGGAUUCGAUGGUAAAGGACUACGUAAUCGAGGAAGAAACCGCCUACAAGCCACUGGUUUUGGGCGCCGUCGAGCGGUACAAGAAAAAAUGGGCGGCGGCCAACGCGCAAGACUAUCCCUUCAUGUCGCAAAUCUUGUUGGGAGGUGAACAAGAAACCAGUAACAGAACGGCAAAUUCUAAUCGCGGAGCCUCGGCGUCGUCAAGCUCGACAUCCCCACAGCAUGCGGCGACGGUUGUUGUAGCUGCUAGGGAUCAUACUCAUCAUCAGCAACAAGGCCAAGCUCUGCAUCCACAUAGUCUCGAAUCGGAGAAAACGCUAGAGCCUGAUGAAGAAGAUGCUGCUGGUGGAGAGGGGACUAAUACUAAACAUGGCCGCAUUAUUCCCGCGGGUGCGCCUGACGUAGAUCGGCAUCAAGACGGUCGAGCAAGCGAAAUAAUCCGCACGGCUGCAGUCAGUGGCGACGAAGAAACCUUGGGCGGACCACAGACGAGGGAAGUAGAGCGUGAAGAUGGCGAAAUUGAUGAAGCAAGAAAGAAUGAAAUAGAAAUUACGGAAGCUGAUUACAAUGACCCGAAAAGGAAAAAUGCAGGAGGCAAUGUCGACGUCGCCCUACCGCAAUUACUGGAAAGUGAUCCGAUGAACACCGAGGGCACGCAUGCUGCCGUCCAAUUUGCCAACACCCCACUUAGCACUGGACGGAAGAAUGUCGAGAUAGUGGACAAAAAUGGCGGAAAUAAUAACGAGCAGAUUGGGCAGACGCAGAGUGAGAAGAACGCUGCACCAUCACCAGCAAGUGCUCUUUCUCCGUCCAAGGCCCAGCUGAUGAAGAUUGAAGUUGACGAGAUGAAGGUUUUCCCGCCCGAGUUCGAAGCGGAAGACUGGCGAAAGGAGCUGGAUGAGGAACUGCAGGAGUACAGGGACUUGCUCGUCGAGUGCGAGGGGAUGUGGCAGCGGCGGCAGGACUACAACGUCCGCAUUCGCAAAGAGCUCGCCCCGCCGCCCAUCCCCACACUGGACGAGCUGCUGCUCGAUGCCAAGUCCGACUGGCCGAAAGGGACACGCUUCAAGGCGGACGUGGUGGCGCAGGCCCUGAAGAACACGGGAGGAACGGAUGUCCUGAACCAGCAACUCACAACAGAAAACGUUGACGACGAAGAUGACGCUGGUGUUGCGGCAGCCGCCCCGAGCAGUCCGAGCGCGAAAAUGCUGAAGUUGUUGAACGUUACUAACACGAACAGCAACAGCCCGACGAUGCGCAAAGAGCUAGACGAUUUGCAGCGUGAGAUUCUGUUGCAGGAGCAGGAGAACGCGAAAAGUGUCUACGCGAGCUUGACGGUGCGCAAAAAGCAAAAAAUCUACGUGAACUUGCUCGAGGUCGAGGACUUCUACCGACAGACCCCCAUCAUCGAGGCGUCGAAGUUGGGCCGGAAGGCGAUUUUUGACAUGCUGGUGUCCGCGGGGGCGCACAUAUGAAUUGCAAAACCAUCGUACUAGUAUAAAUUUCAUUACAAAUUUUCUCAGCAUGAAAAAUUGAAUUUGUCAUGCUGUUUUACCUUGGAAAGGAAAUUUGUCAUGCAUAACUGCAAUUCGUACGAGUGCGAUACUUUUGCACAGGAUAGCGCAUCAACUACGACGACGGAGACGAGGACGUGGCCGACCAGCUGUUCGAGCUGAGCGCGCUCUAUUCUGAGUAAAAAUGUGCCCACGACAGAGUUGUCAUGCACAUGUGCAAUGACAGGAACAUUUGCAAUGCGCAGUUCCAUGAGAGGAAUUUCCAAUCGUGUUUUGGAAUUUGUAAUGCUGUAAAAACGAUGGGAAAAUGGCUUUCUCAUGCGGCUUUCCUUGCCAGCCAGCCCUACACUGCACAGGGAGACUUGUCAUGCACAGCUUCCAAAACUUGGAGAUUUGUGUUGCCAGAUUCCCAACUUGACUAUGGGGUGGGGACGUUUUUGCUGAGGAUACUCUCCGGAACGUGUUUUACAACAACAGUCUGGGUACCAGCGAGUUCGGGCGCCGCAUCGGGGACAUGCAGCUGAGCGUCGACGACUGGCAGCAGGACCAAAAGUACUCCCAGAUUUUCCACAAACUGGAGCGGGAGAUCGGCGUCUUGUACGGCCGGGGCGGGGAGUCCUCGAACCAGACCAUCGCCUCGCAGAACAAGCUGACCACCAUGUCCAGCGAGCAGCUGGCGGAGCUGCGCCCGGUGGAACUGGACCCGGACGACAUGAUCCUGAACGCGCCGGACAUCACGGAGUCCAUCAAAUUGCAGGCGAUCAAGGAAGAGCAGCUCCGGCGGGAGGAGGAGGAGCGCAAGCAGGAGAAGCUGCGCCGGCUGGAGGAGCGCCGGCUGCAGCGGGAGGCCAAGCAGAGACAAAUUGAGGAGGAGCUGGAGGCGGCGGCGUUGGAACAGGACAAGCUGGAGCAGGAUAUGACAAUGCACAACUCCCCCUCCCCCUCAUUUGUCAUGCAAAAUACCCAAACCCAAUCCACCCUUCCCUUUGCCUCUUCGACUGUUUGCAUGACAAGUUCUGGUAGCCCAAAUAGCACCACCCUCCACUGCAAAUCUGUCAUGCAAAACCGGCACUCUUGCUGAUGCUUGUAUUGCCGCUCGCCUACCCCCCGGGGAGGGGAUCCUUGACCUGUGGCGCUGGGUGCGGGUGUCCACUACAUGAUGAUGAUGAUUGCCGUUCAUGCUAUACAAAUGAGGGUGAGGGGGAGUUGUGCACUCUCAUACAGGAGCGGCUGGAGCUGGAACGCCAGAAAGCCGCGGAGGAGGCUAUCCCGGAAAAACACCCAUCCACGACAUCCAAUUUUUCAUGCAAAACAUACAUCAAAUCCCGUGUCUGUCAUGCAAAAAAUGGAUGGGGAUGGGUUUUUUUUCUGUGGAUAGAGGCCGCCCUGAGGGCACAAGCUGCCGGUCCGAAGGGUCCAAAGGACAAAAAGGCCAAGGCCGGCGGUGGGAAGAAGAAAAAGUAGAUUGAUGAAACGACGUAGUCGAAAAAGAGUGCUGGUAUGGCAGCAUUUGGAUGAAAUUGGAAAUACGCAGCUUCGUUGAUGCUGACUCACGAUUGAUAUGACGACGCGCAUAUACUCACUGUAUACACAUGAUCAUGAUCUUUCAAGGAAAAACGCAAAAAGCUAAACUUAAACCUUAACCUUUAAUAUCUUUACCUUGUUAAACCUUGUUAACCACCUUAUCCUUUACCUUUUAAGUUCAAGUUGAUUUGACGGAUUGGUUGAAGUUGGAGUCUGCCAAUGCCAUUGCUGGUAAUGCCCCUGUACAAAAUAGCAUCAUCGUGCCUGCCGAUUUGUGUUUCUGCUAAUCUUGUAUCAUGUAGUACCAUAUAUAAAAUAUGAAUGAACAAUUGAAGCCCUUCAGUCCCGCCGGAACCAACAGCUGACAAGCUCGGUUCUUACCACUCGUCACACUACAGACGCUGAAGCAGACCAAAUAUAUCACCUGUACACACCGGCCGAAAAAAAAACUUUGUCGCGCUAACGUCCUUGUCUUGAAUGAGGAAACGAAU
Messenger RNA from Amoebophrya sp. A120, 4361 nucleotides. NCBI's taxonomy places the organism in Eukaryota, Dinophyceae, Syndiniales, Amoebophryaceae. The record is from the annotation of a GenBank genome assembly.